AUGAACGAUCCUUAUGAAGAACUCAAAAUUUUAAAAAAUUGCCGUGGGGAGGAUCUCAUAAGCGAAGAUGAAUUCACUGAAAUACGUUCUCUGAUAAUGAAUAAACGUAAAGAAGCUUUUAAAACUGCAGAAAAACAGCCUCCACCCAAUAACGACAUUAACGGUAUUUUAGCGGGUAAAAAAUUGUUGGAAGGGCCCAAGCCUUCACAAAGUAAAAGUCUACCAAAUUUGCCAAGAACAGAA
This is a messenger RNA of Entrophospora candida, 243 nucleotides long. Lineage: Eukaryota; Fungi; Glomeromycota; Glomeromycetes; Entrophosporales; Entrophosporaceae. The record is from the annotation of a GenBank genome assembly.